Ochlerotatus camptorhynchus is the source of this 733-nucleotide messenger RNA. Its product is annotated as protein lethal(2)essential for life-like. The transcript is spliced from 2 exons. The record is from RefSeq and is a predicted model, not a curated record. Bases 115 to 645 code for a protein of 176 amino acids. NCBI's taxonomy places the organism in Eukaryota, Metazoa, Arthropoda, Insecta, Diptera, Culicidae. Gene Ontology annotation, cellular component: cytoplasm; nucleus. Gene Ontology annotation, biological process: protein refolding; response to heat.
CAAACGCCGAAAAGUAAAUUUAAAGACCAAGUCGAAACAGUGAAGCUACCAUUCCAUUGCAACUAUAAAGUGAUAGUUUUUAUUGAAACAAAAAAUCAAAGAGUGUUGGGAAAAAUGUCUCUAGUGCCAAUCUUCUUCCGUGACUGGUGGGACGAUGGCUGGUGGAAUGGACCGUUGCGCACCUCGCGCCUAUUGGAUCAACGCUUUGGCAGUGGAAUUUUCAACGAUGACCUCUUCCGAUCAAUGUCCUGCUGCCACCCGCAAGAAUUGAGACGACUAGGAUUCGGAAGACCGUGGGCCAAUCUCAGCCAGCAGUUGGGAUCGACCGUGGCAGAUAAGGAUAAGUUUCAGAUCAAUCUCGAUGUGCAGCAAUUUACUCCGAGUGAGAUCACCGUUAAAACCGUCGACAAUACGAUUGUGGUGGAAGGAAAGCACGAAGAAAAACAGGAUGAACAUGGUUUCAUUUCGAGGCAUUUCGUGAGGCGUUAUGUGCUACCAGACGAACAUGACCCAAAAAAUGUCUUUUCGAGCCUUUCCUCGGACGGAGUUCUGACAAUCACGGCUCCCAAGAAAGCACUUCCACCAGCACCAGCUGCCAUCGAGAGGAUCGUUCCAAUCACCAAGACGGAAGAAAGUUCAAAAUAGAAUGCUUGUGAAUAACGUUUGUACCUACCUGAUAUUGAAAAUGUGAUUAUUUAUUGAUUAUGAAUGGGAAGGUCCACAUAAUAAUUUU